Hordeum vulgare subsp. vulgare (domesticated barley) is the source of this 1385-nucleotide messenger RNA. RefSeq names its product mugineic-acid 3-dioxygenase. The transcript is spliced from 4 exons. The record is from RefSeq and is a predicted model, not a curated record. The coding region runs from base 103 to 1119 and encodes 338 amino acids. NCBI's taxonomy places the organism in Eukaryota, Viridiplantae, Streptophyta, Magnoliopsida, Poales, Poaceae.
UGGCCGGAGGAUUAUAACACGAUCGAGCGACCAAUCCAAGCACCUACGCACUCUUCUUUGCUCUCAUCCUCUAGCUAGCUAACUAGCUCUCUUGGAUCAUCCAUGGCGAAGGUGAUGAACCUGACCCCGGUGCACGCGUCGUCGAUUCCAGACUCCUUCCUAUUGCCGGCAGAUCGACUCCACCCAGCCACCACCGAUGUCUCCCUGCCCAUCAUCGACAUGUCCCGCGGCCGCGACGAGGUCCGCCAAGCCAUCCUCGACUCUGGCAAGGAGUACGGCUUCAUCCAGGUGGUCAACCAUGGCAUCUCCGAGCCGAUGCUGCAUGAAAUGUACGCGGUGUGCCAUGAGUUCUUCGAUAUGCCUGCGGAGGACAAGGCGGAGUUCUUCUCUGAAGACAGAAGCGAACGCAACAAGCUCUUCUGCGGCUCCGCCUUCGAGACCCUAGGCGAGAAGUACUGGAUUGACGUCCUCGAACUCCUCUACCCCUUGCCUUCGGGCGACACCAAGGACUGGCCCCACAAGCCACAGAUGCUCCGGGAGGUUGUUGGGAACUACACCUCGUUGGCAAGAGGCGUGGCCAUGGAGAUCCUGCGGCUGCUGUGCGAGGGACUGGGACUCCGGCCAGACUUCUUUGUCGGGGACAUCAGCGGAGGCCGCGUGGUCGUCGAUAUCAACUACUACCCGCCUAGCCCGAACCCGAGCAGGACGUUGGGCCUGCCGCCACACUGUGACCGGGACCUUAUGACCGUCCUCCUCCCCGGGGCCGUUCCUGGCCUCGAGAUCGCCUACAAGGGCGGCUGGAUCAAGGUCCAGCCCGUGCCAAACUCCUUGGUUAUCAACUUCGGCCUACAGCUCGAGGUCGUGACCAACGGGUAUCUGAAGGCUGUCGAGCACCGCGCGGCCACCAACUUUGCCGAGCCCCGGCUGUCAGUGGCCUCGUUCAUUGUGCCGGCAGACGACUGCGUCGUCGGCCCUGCGGAGGAGUUCGUCAGCGAGGACAACCCGCCACGCUACCGCACCCUAACCGUCGGCGAGUUCAAGCGCAAGCACAACGUUGUCAAUCUGGAUUCCUCAAUCAAUCAGAUCAUUAACAUCAAUAACAACCAGAAGGGAAUAUGAAGCAGAACCAGGAGAAAGAGGAUUUGCAUCACUUCCUCGAUCGUUCGAGAAAGGCCAAGUGAUGCCAAGUUUUAUUCCAAUGUCUCUCAAGUCGCGACGGGUGUCAGUUACAUCUAGCUGAUACGAGAUAUUUAGUCGUGACAUGUGAUGAGAUCGUACGUACCUGUCGUACGUGUUGGUGAUACCAAGCAAUACAAAUGUGACCAAUAAGUUGUAUGUUUGAACUAAAUAAUAAGCACGGAAUGAUCUAUACAGAUUGUGGUCAA